AUGCACCUCAACUUGCUAAACGAGUUUCUUCUGAUCUUCUGUGCUGUCUUUCUCAUGUCAGCCAACAGCCUCAAUGAUCACAGCCUCAAUAACACAAUUUUUAUGUAUACCAGUGAUGGGCAGUGUACAUUUAAAGAAUACAACCCAACCAAAGUACUCCACCUUGAUCCCAACGUUGACCAGAGGAUUUCUGCUGAUGGGUCGAGGUCAGCAAAAUCCACAAUAUGUACCGUAACAUUUGCUAUCAAAUCUAAUGAGAAGCUAAAACUAAGCAUGGACUUUCUGGAAAUUCAAACCUGUAACAUGACAGCCAGCUUGUAUUUACUGCUUGAAAGGAAUAAACUAGAAAAAAGAAAAGAGUUCAACUGUAACACAACCUAUGACCACAAACCUAUCUACCUACAUGGAGGUCCUCAUUAUUAUGGAAUCCUGGAGAUCAAUAAAGUACAUUUUCAUGACACCAAAUUUAUUUUAAGAGCCAAAGUUACCAUAAUACCAGACCUCAUCACAACUACUCACUGGCCCACAACCUUAAUUAAAGGACAAAGCAGUACUAAACAAACUUCUUUAGAUCCUUCCAGCCAUACGCUUCUCCUGGCAAUUGGGAUAGUUAUUCCUUUGAUCCUGUUGGUUGCGAGCGCCUUUACUUACCAUGUGUGGCACCGAAGCCAGCAGCGUCUUAGUAAUGUCAACAGCUCAAGUUUUACCUUUUCCAGAAUAUUGAGACAGAGACGAGAUGCUCGAAGAAAUACACAGAGAAAUCAGUCCCAAUCUACCCAGCAAAGGUCACACAUUCGAACCAUCGGAGACCUGUACGGGGAUCCGUUUGAUUUUCUUGCCUGGGAAGAGUUCUUUGGUUGCUUCUCUAGCAUGGACUUCCCAAAACCUGUUGAGCUACCCCCAUAUCCAGGAUACGAUUCCCCGCCGCCAUAUGAGAGCGUCGUGAACGAGACACAGGGAUUGGAAACUAUUAUUCAGCCUCCCCCUCCCCCCGCUCCAGCACCCUCAGUUCACCAACUUCGACAUCAGUCAACAAUGGUGGCAAUGCAUUCAGACUCAGAAACUGUUAGAUCUCCUAGUGGCAUGGAGACGACUGUAUAA
Acanthosepion pharaonis is the source of this 1101-nucleotide messenger RNA. The record is from the annotation of a GenBank genome assembly. NCBI's taxonomy places the organism in Eukaryota, Metazoa, Mollusca, Cephalopoda, Sepiida, Sepiidae.